This is a messenger RNA of Notechis scutatus (mainland tiger snake), 1443 nucleotides long. Lineage: Eukaryota; Metazoa; Chordata; Lepidosauria; Squamata; Elapidae. The record is from RefSeq and is a predicted model, not a curated record.
AUCGUGGAGUGGCGUGCAUCCAACGGUGUUCUCUCUUCAGAGAAAGAUUUCACUCUUCAUUGGAAGCAUGAUUGAAUUCCAAUAAACGGAAACAAAUAAGCAAGUAAAGUGGUUUCCAGCAUUGCAGAAGAGAUUACGGAAGAGUAGCUAAAGCUUCAUGUAGGACAACCGUAUACCUUUUCUCCAAGGUGUGGUGUUGGGCAAAAUUCUGCUAAUUCUUUUAACCUGUUACCCAAAACAACCUGGUUUUGGGGAUUGCGCGAUAUCUGAAACCGUGGAUACAGCAUGAGGCCUCUUUCUCCAGGAGAUGGACUUUCCCCUCUGGGCCUGCUCACACGAGGGCCUGACUACUUGCGUAAGCAGCUGGAGAUGAGCAGUGGUGGGCGGACGCCAAGUGCCGUAGAGAGGCUGGAAGCUGACAAAGCCAAAUACGUCAAAUCCCGGCAAGUGAUCAACAGCCGCCAAGAGCCCAUUCUGCUCAGCCACACUCCCCAGUCUUCCCCGUGCUGCAGGAGACCCCUAACCCUCCACCAGCGGAGUGAAUUUCCUCACGGCUUGACAGCAGACCAAGAUGGCCUCCGACCCAAGAAGCAGCCCCCUUCUCCUCAGUCCCCCAUAGCGCGGCGAGGGGGCAGCAGGCGCCUACUGAGGCCUGACUCACUUGUCAUCUACCGGCAAAAACGCGACUGUCCUCUGGUCAACAAGGAGAACAGCAAAGGGUACAACCUAAUGAAGUGGCUGUUUCAGGGUCCGCUGAGAGAUGGACCUCAUAACUGUUCUUCUUCAAGGAGUCUCUUAGGAGAUGGACAUCUGGAAGAGACCCAAGAAGAGAACUCCAUGGUUUGGGUACCUGCAGAGAAGGAGGACGCAAGGACUGCACAUUCGGUGGACAAGUUAGAUGGAUUCAUGGGUUGUGAGUCUGAGCCGAGUCCAAAAACCCAGGCCAGCUCUCAGCUCCGUGUUGACCAACCCUUUCCUUCCUCUGGCCAUUGCCAAACAGGAGCCAAGAAAGAGCUGACUCUGAGUUAUUCUCUUCCUCUUUCAGAGAAAGAACGAUUCUUUAACUACUGUGGCUUGGACCACAAUUUAGUAGAGGUGCUCGGAAUUGAACGCUUCAAACCAGGCAGCUGGGAAGCCGGUUCCUUCUGCAUCGGAUCAGCUAGUUCAGAACAUGAUGGCCUUUCCUACAAUGGGGAGCCCUUGUCUGCUGAAGACCCAAGUGACAAGCUGCCUGCAUCGGUCUCUGUCGUUGAGCGAAACGCCCGUGUCAUUAAAUGGCUUUACAGCUGCCAGAAGGCCCAAACAAGGUCCAAAGAAUCCACCGUAUGAACUCAUCAAGUUCUGGGGUCCAAGGCUCUCCCUUGAUCCCAAGUGAGGGGAAGUCCUGCUUUGGAGGGGAGGCAGUGGUGGGAUUCAAAACUUUUUACAACUGGUUCUGUGGGC